Messenger RNA from Cinara cedri, 13871 nucleotides. NCBI's taxonomy places the organism in Eukaryota, Metazoa, Arthropoda, Insecta, Hemiptera, Aphididae. The record is from the annotation of a GenBank genome assembly.
AUGAUGCUGGACAUACUGCACCGGCACGUCGUCAGGGACAUGGACGGGUUUCCCAGAAUAUCCAAUUGUGAGUAUACCGUUACAACCGUUAUAAUCGAUUCUUUAUCCAAUAAGUUAAGCGUACGAAAAUUGCGUGAACGGUUGGGCUCCGCUAUAAAGGGAGGAUUCGUUUUUGUUUUUGUUGCAUACUUUAAUUUAAAUACUCUGACUUGGAUUAAGUAAAUGUCACUGGUCGACAGCGGAAUGUCUCUGAUUGCAUAUAAAUAAACAAUAAUCGAUUCGUAUCGAAAUUAUUGCACCGCCCGAGCAAACGCGUUGCACCAUAAUAAUAUUAUGAUAAUCGUUACGGGUAUAUCCGAAUUGGUUCCCGUUUAAAUUUGUCACGUAUCCGCAUUACUGCAUGUCGAAUUUUCGGUUCCCGAAUUGUCGCAGUGAAAUAUAUAAUACAGUCAAAUACGCACAUUUUCCUCCUCGUUCUUACUGCUGCAGGCUUAGGACUGUUAAUUUGAAAUUUAUUACUUAAGUUUUUGCCACUAAAAAAAAUAAAAAACAUUUUUCUGUAUUUUAUAUUCGGUAUACAAUACAGGAUCCACACGGAUAACGUUGUAUUUUCGUCGAUUGCGGUAUUUUGGCAAUACGCCGAUAUAACUGAAUUCGUUUAUUUUUUACCUUGAUAACUGUAAAAUACCGUAGUAUAUGAUGAAAAAAGUUAGAUAAAAGUUUAAAAUGGCCUGCAUUAUAUACCUACAAUAAUUAUUGUGUUUACUGUAUAAAUUUAAAUGUUAAACGGGAAUUUUCAUAUAACUAUUAAACUCAUUAAAAAGUCCCAAGGGGGGGCUGUGGUAGGCACCCCCCCCCCAUGUGUACGCCACUGCAAACGAUUAGGUACAGAUGUUAUUAAGUAAAUAAUAUACAGGUUGAUUCUAUUACAGCGAUCCAGCGAUUUUCAUCUAAAAUUGUAAAUUCCUAAGUAAAUUUGAUUUCAAGUUUUUUAAUCAGUAAAGGUAUACGGAGUUGUUUAAGCUUUUUGUUUUCACAGCAUUUUAAAAUUACAACACUAUCAACUCCUAUAAUACAAAAAAGAAGUUUAGUUCUCUAGAAAUGUCGAAUUACAAUAUUGAAUUUACCGUUUCAACAAAAGACGUAUGAAAGGGUGAUAAAUUGAUGACAAAAAUGGUAUAAUGGAUCGCGAUGAAAAAUCACCAAAACAUGUAUUCCUAUCUAGGCACGUAUACAUAGAGGGGUACAGUGGUUUUAACCCCUAUCUCUCAACGUUUGUAAAAACCACCAUUCUAUGGUUAGUUUAGUUCUAUAUAGUUCAAAAUGUUUAAUAUUUUUACUUAAGAACCUUAGUCCCUCCGCUCGCCACCCGAAAAUUGUUCGGUGCACACGUUUGCUGCUGUUCUAUGCUUAAAAUAAAAUACGACCGCUAAAUAUAAUAUGCAAUAUUUAAGACGCCACUAAAUCAAAACGACAGUAGUUAUACGAAUUAUGAUGUGCAGUGGUAAUAUGUGUAUUGUAGCGUUGUUUGAGUUAUUAAUAUAAUAAUGAGUUUCAAAUAGAAUACGUAUUAUCAUAAUAUAAAUAAAUAUCGUCGACUUAUCAUUAUUUAUUUGCUAUUGCCAUUCGUCACUUUCUAUACCAUUACAUAGACACUUAUUGCUCGCCUUUACGUUCGCAAUCAAUUCUAUGUAAUGGAUCGGCUACUUUAUGUAAAUAGGUAGUCCAGAUAUUACGUAGGAAUAUUAGGCACAUACUUAAUUUUGUAGAUGUCUGGCUGUUACACCCUACCUUCAAUCAUGUUUAUGAUAUAAUAUUUUUAUCAGUAGCAUCCUAUAUAAUAUAAGAAUUGUAUAUAUUAUAAGAAAAAAUGUUGACGAUUUUGCCGUCUAAAUAGCCUGAAAUCGAAAAAUUGAUAAAAAUAAUACGCCGUGCAAACAAAAUCUUUUAUAUUAUAAUAUUACCAAAAUAUUUGCACGGCAUUAGUCAAAAUUUGUUAUACAUAUAAUACAGUGAUUUUUUUUUUUUUUUUUAUCAAAAAACACUCAUUAUUUUAAAAAGCAUUGACUUUUUUUAAAAACUUUUUUUUUGGAAAACUUAAAAAAUAAAUAGUUCUAAAAUGUUUUAUCAUUUUUUUUUUUUUUUUUGUACCCAUUAUUUUUGGAAGUGAAAUGACUGUCCACUUUUGAUUUUCAAAUUAUUUUUUGCACAAUUCCGUGGGAUGAUUAUAAUCCGUUUAUAAUCAUUUGUAAUCGAACUACAUAAUAUAUACUGUUAGAACUGAUAAUAUUUUCAGUAGCGUAUAAUGUAUACGAAUAUCUAAUGCACAAAGUCAGCGAUACAGGUAUUGGCAUGGCUAAAUAUACACGGGAAUGAUGACGACUUGACGUAUUUCGGCGUUAAACCGCGCGUUUGUGUGCGCUGUUUGCGCCAGUUUAAAUAUCGGAUAAUUCCACCAAUAGAAAACUAAACCGUUAACGGUUUUUACAGCCGGUUUUCUGUGUAAGUUACACAUGACUGAUAAAAAAAAAAUCUGCCAGCGACGGCCAUAAUGCCGAAAAUCCAAUAUAGUACUAAUAUUUACGCGCGUAAAUUUUUAAAUAAAUACACUUAGCUAUGAACAUUAGGCAGACACACCCGCGAAUAUUGUGUUUGGAUUCAUACGAAUACUUUAGCUCCGCAAAAUGUCAUUAUAACGGUCUACAAAACACUGUAAUAACUAGUUAGUGGCGGAUUUAUGGGUAUAGGUGAAAGGGGCGAUUUUAAAGAUGACAGAAUUUAAACGGUUGAGGUAAGGAAACCCCUUAAUCCGGGCCUGACUGUGCCUAGUGUUAGUGUUAGUAAACUAUAAUAUUAUCAGAUAUUACCAGUAUUUCAGUUUUGUUCUUGCAUCUCGUAUAAUUAUAUUUCCGUACACUUUCAUAAAUUUACAUACAUUCGUUAUACUCAGUAAUCAUUGUAAUGUGCUCAAUUAUCAGGUACUAAUCAGUAAUUGUUUUCCGGAUUCUAUAUGAAUACGAUAUUGUUAAAUAACAAUUAUCUGUUAGUAUAGAUGUGCGAAUAUGUAAAAGCUUAUAGAUGCGCAACAAGUAAUUAAGCCCUUCACUAAUAUUGUACAAACACCGUAUAUGUAUGGCUAUUUAGAAAACAAAGGACCAACUGGGUGUUUUAGUCCUUUGGUAUAGAAGCCGCGGUACAUUACAAACCCGUGCAAUGUUCAUUACACAAACGUGUAAUGGUGUAAUAAUGUAAUGGUAUAUUUUUACUCAAGUCCGGAUACAUAGGUAUAUAUCAGAAAAAAAACUGUGAUUAAUAUGCUUUUUAAAAAACUACAUUAGGCUCUACUUUUUUUUUUUACGAUGAAAAUCAAAAAAUGAUUUUCUUACAUCGUUGCGCUCACCGGAUUCAAUUUUCCUUCGGAAAAAAAUGCUGCUCUUAAAAUUCAGAUCGAGUUUUCUGAAUUCCUUAAAGUUUCGAGCAACGAAAGACCAUUGCUAACGAAAAACGAUUUUGACUUUCUGAAAGAAGUUCGUUUGUACAUUGUUUGACAGACCGUAAUAUUUACGAUUUUCAUCAAAAUUCGAUCUUAAAACCAAUAUUACCACGUCAAUAAAAGUCAAACAUAAGUUUUUUUUGUCAAAAUUACAAGUCCCUACAAAUAUUUUUAACCGAAUAACAAUAAAAAAAAAAAAAAAAAUUGAAAAUAAUGAAACCAGUAUAUUUUUUCGUUAUCUUUCCCGUUCUUUCUACGUUUUUUGUCCCUAUUUCGCUCAAUUAUUAAGAAAACUACACAGAGAAUCUUAUAAAAUAACUUUCUGAUUCACUGACUAGAUUCUAAAUGCAAUAAAAAAGUUUUCUUGGCAUUUUUCUCUUGGAGCAAUAUUUCUGUUUGAAAACAUUAUGGGUAUACAAAUAUUGAUUACUAUGAAAUCGGCAACGCCGCGGUGCGCUGUAAAUACUUACCGUUUUUCCUAUAAUUUUUUUUUUCGGUUUUACCUAAUUAUUUUUAAAACCCCUUGGAUAAUCAAAAUAUUACUUUUUUAACGCGCCGACUAGAUCUUAAAUGUAACUACAUCUCUUGUUUUUCGAUCGGAACGAGUUUUCCGUUCGAAAAGUUGAUUACAGAUUGACAAAAAAAAAAAAAAUACAUAAUAUACCCAUUACAGUAUAACGAAUCUAGAUCCCUAGCUUUCUCCCAAAUUAAAAAUCUACAUUUAAAUCUAUAGUAUACGAUGUGAACGGGUAUGUCUUACGAGUAAAAAAACAACGCGCGUCCGGAUAAAACUAAAAGCUUAUAUUGUUCACUGCCGCGCUGCACACACGGGAUCUGAAAUAUUUCAUUUAACCCUUGUGAAAUCUAUUUAAACUUUCAAUGCAAUAAAAACAAAAACAAAACAAAACAACGAAAAAUGUCUCGAUCCCUACCAGUUUAAAUAUAUACCUGUUCUAUAUUUACAAUAAUUUACGCGCGUCAUACGCGUACGCUUGUACCAGGGCGACCGUUCCGGUCAUACAUAACGAUAUUGUUUCGCGAGAACGAUUAUUAUCGCGUAUUAAAAUAGUUCGGUCGGCUAUUUGUAGCGUCGUUCGAUCUCGAAUGUCCCGCGUGAAUUCGCUCCGACCGCGGGAACACGGCGGAAGGUCUGCCAGAAUACGAAAAUAUAUUCUCGCGCGUGUGUAUUGUACAAACUCAUGUGCAUCAUGUUAUAUAGAUGCAUGCAUGUGCAGUGGCGGUUACCGGACUUUUUUUUCUAGGAACGGGCGGGUGGAGGUGGCGAGAGAUUCCUUUGAUAUCAACUUACAAUGUAUUCAACAUACAACAAAUAUUCGCCCCUCAAUAUCGUUACGGGUUUAUCGGAGUCGACUUUCGUAUUAUUUUUUUCACGUAUCUACGCGAACGCGCCUACGCGUUUCGUUCAACAAUACAUUGCGAUAUUAAUUUAGACAUUAUAACGCGAAAUCUACGUUUCAUAGACUAAACUCGGAAAACCGCCAUUGCACAUAGGCGUAUAAAAUGGUGGGAUUUUUUUUUUUCUUUCUUUCUUUCUUGGUUUUUGCUGCAGUUUUGCAGCAAACUCUGUUUUCUUUUUCCGUACGUUUAACGAGAAAGUGUCCGUCUGUUUAUCUGUACUAAUGAACGAGCCGGACCACUGAAGGGUGCAGGUCGGCACAGAAUUUUUGGUAUUUCGGAACGGAAAUAGAAUUUUAAUUUUUUUAAGGGUUACCUUUAGUUGUUUGCUCAGUUUGAUUAAUCGAAAAACCGACGGCAUUACGGAAAACUGCAUUUCGAUAAAAUUUGAACAAUAUAUUACAUGUUUACACAGUCUCCGACGGCGAUGUCCGUAAUCAUAAUAUCAUUGCCGCCAUACAAAAAGUACAAUUAUUAUAUGGCCAGAUACAUAGCCGGAACUACGGGGCGUGUUGGGUUAGGUCUCAAAAGUGAUUUCUGUCAAUGAGAAGGAUAAAUACAAUUUCGGUUUAUUUUAAUAUUAUUAUAACAGCUAAAGGCUAAAAACGAAUUUUCUAAAAUAUUGACAUUUUUAAUGAAAAAUAAUAAAUUAUCCUAUACAGUUGAAAGUAUUUAAACUCCUUUGUCAUACGAGUAAUAAAGUGUACAACCUUAACACCUCCCCCCCUCCCCGAAAUUUAUAGUAUUUAAGUUUUAUAGUAUCGUCCGACGCGUGAUACGCGCCACACGUAUAAUGUCAUUACCGGGGCUCGUGACUUGCGGCAUUUGGAUACUUGUUUUUAAAAGUCCUAGUGAUACCUAAGUAAGUCACAGAUUUGUUUCGGGUAACCAGGAAGUCAACUGCAACAUUAUUCGUUGCAAAUUUUGAAAUUUCGACGCUAUUUUACUGUUUUGAUGUUUUCAGCGGUAUUUGACGUUUAUAUCGUCGUUUCAAAGAAGAAAAGCGCUUAUUUUUUUUUUAUUUUUUUUUUUUGCAUAUUUAAACGCUUGUAUGAACGUUUUUUAGAGCAUAUCGUUGCGUUCGUAACGACUUUUUUUUUUAGAGCUACCGCCCGCGCGCCCUGAUCAGUUACAAUAUUCGGCGGCGAUAUAUUAUUACAUUGUUUUGUUGCCAGCAGACGGCGAUUGCGGCGACGGCCCGUCCAGUUGCGAGGGCUGCGGAAUGAAGAUCGUGGACAGGUUCUUGAUGCGUGUGGGUUCGAGCAGCUGGCACGAACAGUGCGUCACGUGUUCCGCGUGCGGCGUCCCGCUGUCCAAGUCGUGCUACUACCGUCACAACGGGUUGUACUGCAAAAACGACUACGACAGGUACGACCUGACAGUAUGCCUACAAUGAAGGUGCCCACCGGCCGUACGGCCGCUUUUCAGCACAGACGCGAUAUUAUUAGUUGGCGCGCCGCGUAAUACAACAAUGCGGACGGCAAUAGCUCUCCUGCCGUCGCCCGUCUCCGGACACGCGGCACCGACCGAAACGUCGACCAACCCGACCUUGUAAAUCGUGAUGAGCGGCGCGCGCGUGCAGGCUUAUUGGUACAUUCGCGUGCACGUACCGGCCGUACGGCGGGCACGGCGACACGAUCGAAAUAGUUCAAGCACUCCGCCGCAGUACGCCCGUAUCCGAGCACGCGUACAUUUACGUGUGCUGUAUGCGAGUUCGGCGUAUUAUCGGUGUGGGCGGGUGGGUGGGGGGGAGGGGGAGGGGAAGAGGGAGUGAGGCGAUUCGGACCGUAAGAAACGCGGUUUGUCCACGCCGGCGGUACUUAUUCGUUUGUAAACGUGUUUCUUGGUUUCCGGAAGUUUUUCUAUAAACCGGAAAACAAAUGCCGGGGAUUCGUCAUCGGUGUUGGACGAUAUUAUAAUUAUUACGCUGUGCCGCGUAGAAUUUCGACAUUUUUAAAAAAUCGACGCAACGGCAAACAUCCGGAAACCGGAUUUUUAAAUCCCUUCGAUUUAACGUUUGAAUUUUUCACUUUUGGCAUUUUUUUCACGACGCUUUUUGACAAACCGGUCACUGCCUUAGACGCUCCUCGGACUUUUAAAACGAUAUUUCAAAAAUGUAUACAUUUCCCGUUCGUUACAGUAAAUUAUUAAAUAUGCGCGCGACAAAAAUGUAUAAGAAAGCUCAGAAAUACGUUUCGACAUCGUGAAACAUCCGCUAAACAUAUUCAAUGUUUUGGAGCAGUGUUUCUCAACCGGGAAACCAAUUCUUUGGGGGGGGAGGGGUCACCAACUCGAAUUUAGGGUCGCCAAAAAUGUAAAAUAUCGGAUCGUCCUGUAUAUAAUGUGUAUUUAGGGUUCGCUAAAAAAUGUAAUAUCCAUUUAGGGUAGUGUUUCCCAAACUGGAAUGGGGCGUGAACAUAUGGCUGAGGAGGUGCAAGCACUCGUCACGAAGUCGAAUUUGUAUUUAUUAAAUUAUUUUUAUUUUAUAAUGUAGGGAAAAAACGAAAAACUAAUAACGACCGGUUAUCGGGUAUUGAUAAAGAUUACGAGCAAGGCUGUAUUUGGUAGGGGCAAUUGGGGGUAGUUGUCCGGACGGCUUUAAUUCGUUUGAUAGAGACACGAAUUUAUACGAAUAUUAUGGUAUAGUUUUUGCGAGGACUUUUUUUUUUUUUUUACUCAUUUUUACUCAUGGGGAAACCACUGAUGCAAUAGGUGGUGACAGUAAAAUGGUUGAGAAACACUGUUUUAUUUAGAGGACGUAAUAAAGACACUGAUAAAAUCGUCGUUAAAAAUUAUAAUAUUAAACCGUGUAGCAUAAAUUAUAUUCUGAGUGCCGAAGAACGUACAAGGUAUACAUUUCAACGAUACGGACGGCCUUCUCUCGCGCGAUAUCUCCCCGUCGUCAAAUACCGUCGGAUAAAAUGGCCGCGACCCGUCCGACUCCGCAUAGAUAAUAAAAACACGCGGAUAGGCUGUUUAUACCUUAUCAGUGUUUCAAGAGGGGAACGUACAGUCAUACUCCGCGAGUUUCCGAAAGUGAGGCGUUUUAUCAUAAUAUAAAGUGAUGAACGAUAAAUCGCCUCAGUUUACCGCCCCUGCUCCGGGAACAUCGCCUCGCUUACAAUUACAGUGUUAUAGGAGUGGCCUAUCUUUCUUACCUUCCAUCUUACCUUUAUUUAUUAUCUGUGUUCGACUCAUGACGUAUGCGAAAGUAUCACGCCGGUAUAUUAAUCGCGUUGUUUGCGCGUUGCGCGUGUGCAGACUUUUCGGCGUCAAGUGCGGCCGUUGCGGCGAACCGUUGGGCGCCAGGGAGCUGGUGAUGCGCGCCGGGCCCAGUCACGUCUAUCAUGUGGGAUGUUUCGCGUGCGUGGCUUGCAUGCAACCGUUGCAGAAAGGCCAGCAGUACGUGGUCAAAGCCGGCGGCGGACAACUUUUCUGCCGCACCGAUUUCGAAAAAGAAAUAUUUCUAAUGCAACAGACCGUCGGCAGUCCUCAACCGGGUAAGUAAAAAAAAAAUAAUGGUUAUUACUUAUUAUCGUAAUAAUACUAUCACCUAUUUUUUUUUUUUUUAUUUUUUUACAAUCCAAUGAUUGAUUAAACGAUUGUUGACGUUUCCUCUGUCAUCUAUAUUUAUUUUUAGUUCUCUAUAUGCGUAGUUCUUAUUAUCCUGUGUCUUCCAUCACUGGUUUCGUGAAAGGUGUUGUUCUAGGCCUUUCCCUUCCCGGUUCGCCUUUAAUUUUUCCCAAUAUUAUCGUAGUUAUCCAAGGACCAUUCCUUAAUUAGAUUUCCAAUCCAUAUUUUUCUCCGCAGCCUCAGUGUAUUCCAUAUUAUUAUUAUCACCUAUGCACAGUACAAUUAUACGUGUGGAUUUAAAAGGAAAAAAAUUAAUCUGGACAUAUACUGCACGCUACGGGUGUACCGCUGUCUUAUUAUCGGCGGGAGGGAAUAGUCGGUGACAGAUCGACUAGAGAAAUUUUGUUGAUUACAGUUGAUCUCCAGUCGAGGGACCAGAGAUAUGUUUGGUCACAUUAUCUGUUAGGGUUAAAUGAUAAAUAUACCUUCACUUUAUACAUGCAAAAUAAUUAUAGUAUAGUAAAAUGAUUGUUGUAAAUUUGAUUUUGUUUUCUCUUCCAGACGACGGUCUAACUUUGGACGAGAACUGUAGGCCCCGUGAUGGUCGUCGAGGACCGAAACGACCCAGAACUAUUUUGACUUCGGUACAACGGCGGCAGUUCAAAGCUUCGUUUGAAGUCAGCCCGAAACCUUGCAGAAAGGUAUGUGCUGGUCGUAUAUUACUCGUAUUUAUUUAACCUAACCUACCUAUCUAGUAUCUGUACAAUCCACAACUAUAGUACGAAUCCCUAUUUUUCUUCUUUCCCAUUGGCGCUUUUCCAGGUUUAUGCGAGGUCCGUUUUUCGGAUCUUGGUUCUCCAUGCUAGUUCUAUACUUAUCGCAUCUGUGGAAUGUUAUCCAUGUUUUUCAUAUCUUCAAGCGUCACUUAGUUUAUCCGUCUUUUCUUUGAUCUUCCACGAUCCACGUUCCCCGUUACUUGUCAUUCUUGGUUAUGUAGUUAUCCCAUUCCCUGGAUACGUAUUACGUGUCCAAGCCAUCUUAAUCUAGCUCCGGUUAUUUUCUCCCUUUUAUAUAUUCAUUUCUUAUCCGAUCCAUCCUUGUAACACCAAACAUUCAUCAUGGCUUUUCGUCUUGUUUACAUUUAUUUUGCUGCGCCCACUUAUUGUUUACCCUGUACUAUGCUCCAUACAUUAAAGCUGUGAUUGUGAUUGUUUUAUACAAUUUUCUCUUAAAUCUUAUUGAAACUGGAUUGACGUAUAUUAUUCCUACACCUUUCCUCCAGACCUGCUGGGCAGCAUUGAUUUUCUUCGUCAUUUCUGUUUUUAUAUCUCUGUUGUUCUGAAUAGUCGCUUCCACAGUAUUUCAACCUGUUUGCCCGAUUUACCUUUUUCGUCAUCUGUCCAUAACCGAGCCUCACAUGGAGCUGGCGAAACGUACACUCAGUUCGCGUGUAUAAAUUCGGGAUUUACGAAUACCCAUUAUAUAUUAUAACAGUGCAGUGUGUAUAUACUAACUACUUACCUACUAUAUUUUAUGUACGUAAUUUGAACGUAGGUGCGAGAAGCGCUCGCCAAGGACACGGGUCUAAGCGUACGAGUGGUACAAGUGUGGUUUCAGAAUCAGAGGGCGAAAAUGAAGAAAAUCCAAAGGAAGAGCAAACAGGACGAUAAGAACACCAACAACAACAUCGCCAAUAACACGGACAAAAACGAAACGGAGCACGCGACGAAUACCACGUCCAGCGUGUGUUCUGGAGGUUAGUAUCUGGGCGUAAUUUGUUUAUAUUAUUGCGGAUUCGAAAUAUUGAAAAUACGCAAAAUUAAUACAUUGUAGAUGCUCGCGUUAAAUACGAUCGUCGUAACGGUCGCGAGCCGUUAGAUUCGAACCGAAUCGCGUUCAAACACGAUUCGAAAGUAGUGUUUUUUUUAUGAAAUCGACGUAAAUAAAAUCGGUCUACGGGCACUAUUUUUUUAAAAAAAAAAAAAAAAAAAACAAUACCGAGCGUUUGUGUUACGUGUUAAACAACAUGUCUCUGAUUAAUAUAGCCGUGUUCGUCAGCAUAACGGAUUCCCGACGCAAAACCUACUACAGUAUUAUUACUACGUAUUUCGAACAGCGAGGGUUGGGUUAGGUUAUUGAUCCGCGACUGUAUAUAAUACUCGCCCUUAUUGUUAUCAUUUAUCAUUAACAAUUGUUAUUGCGAACAGAUCAUUAUCUGAGUCUGAGCACGUUGAGCAUGCACGACAGCAGCGAUUCGAACUACCAAAACAGUCAACCGCUUAACCCCAACAUACCGUACUCGCCCGAAGGUAAGCAGAAAAAAAAAAAAAAACAAUACCGAGCGUUUGUGUUACGUGUUAAACAACAUGUUUGGUAGGUACGUACACGGGCGACCACUCGGUGGACAGUUUCUGCAGUUCGGACGUGUCGCUGGACGGCAGCACGACGGCGGCCGACGAGAUCGGCUCGGACACCAUGUCGCUGGACCUGUCCGUUCACGGAACCCACCACCACACUACGCAGCAGCAGCAGCAACAACAGCAGCAGCACCAUCACCAUCACCAUCAUCAUCACGUGAGCGGCGCGGCGUCCGUGGUCCCGGGUCAACAGAUCAACCCGAUCGACAAACUGUACCUGAUGCAAAACUCGUACUUCAACAGCAACGGCGAUCGUUAGAGCGAAACCCCGUACGAACGUCGGCUUCGUAUAACGUCAAAUCGAUAAUAUUGUAUUCGUCGCGCCGCCAUGAUGUGUUCGCGACGGCCGUCCCUGUCCCGCGGCGUACCGCCGGGUAACGACUCGUUUCAAGGGCACCCGGAGGCGAAAAUCCCUAGGGGGAACAACAACCCCGUUUUCGAUUAAAAAUGUAUUCAAUCCGCGACUCGUUAUAUAGAAAACAAUAGGUAUACGCAGGAAACAAUUUCGAUUUUAUCCGGGGAGGAGGGGGAGAAAUUCGUAUUGCAAGUAUUCGCCGAACGAAAUCGCAAACAAUGCUGAAAAUACAAAGUAUGGAUUAUUAUGGACAAUGGCGAAGCCAACCUGUAGAACAGCCCGGAAACGAUAAUUACGCUGUAGUGGCGCCCAUAUUAUAAUGUAGCCGCAGUUGUUACACGUCGUAUUUCGGAUGGGUGCGGGUGUUCCCCGGGUAACUGGAACUCGGAAUGGUCGGGUAAUACGAGUAUAAACGUGCGAGGCAUUAGAUCGUAUAUGGGUUCGGAAGUUCGAAAGGUUCGAAAAUAUACAUUUAUAUGAGUCGAAGUCAGUGGCGUGUCCAGGAAUUACCUACAGAAAGGGGCGUAGCAACUAAGAAUCGCGAUUAAACCGUGAAUUCGUCUCCACUACCCAACUCGACAUUGGGAAUUGGUAAUUUGAAAGCGGGGUCUUAAAAAAAAAAAAAAAAAAAUGCCGAUUUCUAAUCAAUACGUCAAUUUUUUUCUCGUAACUUGGCUGAAAUAUAUGCAUUUCGACAUUAGAUUACUCAUACUGUUCUCUAUUUGUAAUCCAAUGAGGGAGGAGAUAUAACCCCUAACCUCCCCCCCCCCUUGCGCACGCUACUGACUCAAAGUUUUAGAGGCGAGUGGUGGUUUUGAAUUUCAAAUUUUGCUACACCAUAUAAAAAAAAUAGUUUGUGCGCCACCGCCACUUACCCGAAGUGCUCAUCGCGCGUCAACGUUUCCAAAUAUUCCCAAUAUGUCCCGACUAUUUUUUUACUAGAUUAGUAUAAUAGUAAAACGAGUUCUAUAAUAUUUAUAGUUUUUUCGAAUCGAGCAACACGCAUUAAAAAAAAAAAUUCAAAAAACAAUCGCUUUGAAAAUGACCGUGUUCGUUUCGCCACUGAUAUUAUUUGGCAUAUGAUUUGAUUUUUUUUUUUUUGAGCUUGUGGAUAUUAAAAAUCUACAGAGUCGUUUACGAUCCGCGCUGCCUUCCCCUGCGGGCGCCCUUGCCUCGUCUCGCCCCGUAAUUCGAAAACCGUUAAAUCGAUCGCUGUUCGUAUUAUAAAUAAUAAUAAUUGAUAACACUUCUAUUCUCGCUGUAUCUAACCCGGGACUCUGUAUUCACGCGUGCAGAUCUAUUAAAAUAACUGUAGUUGUGUUUUUUUCUUUGCCGAGAUAGGAGGGAGUCGUUUGUUUUUUUUUUUUUUUUAACGAAUGGGACGACCGAAACGCAUUUUGAAAUGACCCGACUUUUAAUAAUUGUUUUAUUCAAAUAUAUAUAUAUAUAAAUAUAUUAUUAUUAUUAUUUUCUAUUAUUAGUAUCAAAAUCGUAUUACGUGGUUCUAUUGGAACGUGUUAUAAAUAUUAUAAUAUUAUUAUAUGUUAGUUUUUUUUUUUUUUGUCACGCUAAUUAUACACCGAUUUUAUUUCAUCCGAUUCGAGUGCGGGACCCCGACAGACGGAGAUUAAGGGGGCUAGGUGCGGCUUAUUAAUCCCCCCACCGCCACAAAAAGAAAAUCAUCUAAAGUACCCCUAUACAGUUUUGUACUCCAUUAUAGUAGGUCGGUCUUUAUAAAUUAUAACACGAUGUUCGUAAUAAUACGAACAUCGUGUUACUAACCUCUCUUCCCCUACUGAAAAUAAAAGUACCGAAACUCCGCCUGACGGUAUCCCGCGAUUAUGUCAGACGCGUGAACCGAAAAAAACCAUUGACAAGUGAUAUCACUUGUCACGAAAACGGAUCACAGCUAACAGUAUAAUAAGUCUAGAGACCGGAUUUAUAUGUUCUUAAAAUCUACAAAAAAGCUGCACUUGAAAACGUCAAAAAACCAUGGAAAAAAUACAUAAAAACGCAAAAAAAAAUAAUAGCGGAGUUUAAUAGCCUUCCUUCGCCUCUAACGGAUUUAAUUUUUAAACACAAUUUUCCAACACUACAAAAAUGAUUAAUAAAAAGUAAUUUUUUUUUCUUUUAUAAUACGUACGAUUUCAUUUAAAAGAAAUUAUUUUGUAUAAAUCAAUUUUAUAUUGUUACAAAAUUUAAUUUAAUAAUAAGUUGGUGGCCAUUAGUGGGGGGAGAGGGACUUUUAAACUCCUCCGUCGUUUUUGCUCUUAUAAAUGUUUGUAAAUGCUUUUUUUGGAGAUUUUUCUUUUUGAUGUUUCAACGCGCCUUGUUGUGGAUUACAAGAUAAUAAAAAUCCGGUCUCUCGACUAAUAACAUAAUAAUAUAGUGCCUAUAUAAAAUUACAAUGUUCUCAUUUGAAUGAAUUUUGUCCCAAACGAUAUUAUAAUUUUUUUUCUCCAUUAUAUGUAUGUGUACAUUGUACGUUUGUCACUUUGUAAAGUUUUAGUACUGCACGGAAAAAAUAUAAUAUAUAUAUAUAUAUAUAUAUAUAUAUAUAUAGUGUAUUACGAUGUGAAUAUGUAUAGGUACGCGGCUUAAAUAUACAAAUGUAAGC